AUGAGCUAUGGACGCCUUCCAGCCCGCCAGGUGAGGCACCAGUCGACGAAAACGGAAGAAACGAAACCAGACACGCUGGUGAUUCGGAAGCAAGAUGGGCCAUCUACCGAGGUGGCCGAAAGCGCCGAAAAAAAAGCAGCUGAGAAGGCAAAACCCACCCUCUGGGAGAAGGUCAAGCACGAGGCGUCUCACUACUGGAACGGCACCAAGUUGUUGGGUUACGAGAUCAAGGUCUCGACCAAGUUGUUGGUCAAGAUGGUCUCCGGCUACGGCUUGUCGAGAAGAGAAAACAACCAGUUGCAGCGCACCAUUGUGGAUGUGAUCCGAUUGGUGCCUUUCUCUAUGUUUGUGCUUGUUCCUUUCGCCGAGUUGUUGUUGCCUGUUGCGUUGAAGAUCUUCCCUAACUUGUUGCCAUCCACCUACCAGUCGAAGCUGGACAUCAAGAAGAAGAGAGCCGACUUGUCCAAGAGAAGAGUCAAUGCUUCUGACUACAUCAAGAAGACUAUGGAGGAGAGCGGCCUCAAGUUGUCCAAGAUUUCGGAGGAGGAAAAGCAGGCCUUCGUUGGCUUUUUCGACAUCAUCUCCAUGGGUAAGACGCCAGACAGAGAGCACUUGACCAGGGUCGCCCGUAUGUUCAAGAACGAUCAGGUUUUGGAUAACUUGUCUCGUCCUCAAUUGGUGGCCAUGGCCAAGUACAUGUCGCUCAGACCUUUUGGUACCGACUCCAUUUUGCGUUAUCAAAUUAGACACCGUUUGUUGACCAUUAUCAAGGACGACAAGGCCAUCGAUUACGAGGGUGUGGAGUCUUUGACGGUCCCUGAGUUGCAUGUGGCUUGUUCCCAGAGAGGUAUCAAGACCCAGGAUGUCUCCCCAGGCAGAUUGAGAGAGGACUUGGACACUUGGUUGGACUUGAGAUUGAGACAGAAGAUCCCCUCUACCCUUUUGAUUCUUUCCUCUGCUUACACCUACGGUGAGCACACCCAGGGUAUUGACACGUAUUACGAUGCCCUUUUGGCUGUCUUGUCCUCUAUUCCUGACGAGGUGUACAAUGUUGCUAAGUUGAGUAUGUCUGACGACUCCAAGUUGAAGUUGGACAUCUUGAAGGAGCAGGAUGAGAUGAUCAAUGAGGAGAACUUGAGAGAGAAGGACACUGUCAACAACAUUAAGGAUGAGAUCCAGUUGGACGAGUACGAGGACACUGCCAGCGAGGGAAUGAAGAUUGAGGAAGACGAGUCCAAGGGAGGCAAGGAGAAGGACAAUGAGAAGAGUGAGAAGAACAGUGAGAAGAAGAGUGAGGAGAGUGACGCCGGUACUACUGUCAGUGGCGACAAAAAAUAG
Messenger RNA from Candidozyma duobushaemuli, 1338 nucleotides. It is a transcript of the gene MRS7, whose product is annotated as Mrs7p. Gene Ontology annotation, cellular component: mitochondrial inner membrane. Gene Ontology annotation, molecular function: ribosome binding. The record is from RefSeq and is a predicted model, not a curated record. NCBI's taxonomy places the organism in Eukaryota, Fungi, Ascomycota, Pichiomycetes, Serinales, Metschnikowiaceae. The transcript has a single exon. The coding region runs from base 1 to 1338 and encodes 445 amino acids. Gene Ontology annotation, biological process: intracellular monoatomic cation homeostasis.